CGCACGCCCGCCGUGUGCCUCUAGCGCACCGGCAGCCGCGCAUUGGGCAGCUCGCCAAAAAAGUCGUCGACAAAUCAUCGUCAGGGGCACAGCUGCUGGCCGACUGGCAGACUGACACGCCGCAGACGGGGACCUGUUCCUCCUCGCAACAGAGCGCACAUCAUCCUGCACGCUACGCUCCGGGCCACGCACUCGCUGCGCUGGCAUCGCUCUCUGUCUGUUGCCGUCUGCGCGUGCGGUCUGCUCUACUCCCUCGCGUCUUCCCGCCAGCGCGCGACGUCUGUCUGUGCGCGCGACCUUCUGGAAUCGGCAGGCCUCGUUAUUCCUCAAUUACGCCCACCCUGCUCUCGCUGUCUCACUUAAUCCCGCGCCUAAUUAACACAAGGCAGGAUUGUAUUGUCUCGCCGGCAUCCCCUCGCCCUCCUGCUGCUCGACAAUACACGCGCACCCGCAUCGUGCGCUCUCGGACUGCACUGGACCUGCGUCGAAUCUCGCCUUCGCCGCCAAACCGUUUGGCCAACUUUGCUCGCGACGCUCCGUACCGGCCGGCUCGAGACAUACUUCUGCUCCAUCCUCCUAGCGUGCCUCCCCUUUCUGCCGCGCUCUGUGCAAAAGCAUCGACCUCCUCUGUCUCAUCACCCUCCAGAGGACCCACUGUCAGCCCGACAAGUCAAGCCACGGGCUGCGCUAUCUCGGCACUGAUCCUCUGGAUCGUCCUGCUAACUGAACGCCAUCCUUUCGGCUGCGCUUCCGCCAAACCGUUGCACUGGAGCUCCCUUCUCGAGCGCACGACCACAACGACAUCAACCUUCCCAGAGGCCAUCGCCGUCUAUACACUCCUUUACAUCCCACUUGACGCCUGUCCCGGACCCUGAGCACUACCAGUUCCUUGGUUCUCUCAUCACUACCCAUUUCCACUUACUACUACUGUCGACUUACCGACGCGACUUAAUCCAUAAUCACACCGGCCUUGACGGUCCAUCGAUCCCUCGAUCCAUCACUGCCACCCGACACCUCGACCACCAUCGACAAAGUCUAUCGUCUCGAGAACAGUUUCUGCAAAAAUCUACAUGUUGCAUCAGUCUUGAAUUGGUUUGUGAGCACCGGUCUCUACAAUAGGGACCUUCAAAGCAAUCAUGACCGUCGCAUACGACAUGUCGUACCGCGGCUGGUCAAGUGGCUCGCAGGCCGCUGUCUGCCUCGAAGACAAGUUCGAAAUCCUCAAGGACAUUGGCGAUGGCAGCUUCGGGAGCGUUGCUCUGGGUAGGACGCGCAGCGCUGGCGCACACGUCGUCCGACGAGGCACUUUGGUGGCCAUCAAGACUAUGAAGAAGAGUUUUGAGAGCUUCGCACAAUGCAUGGAGCUGCGUGAAGUCAUCUUUUUGAAGUCUCUGCCCAGCCAUCCUCAUCUGGUUCCGGCUUAUGAUAUCUUCCUGGAUCCAUUGAGCAAGAAACUCCACAUCGCAAUGGAGUACAUGGACGGCAACCUCUAUCAACUGAUGAAGGCCAGAGACCACAAGCCACUGGACUGCCACAGCGUGAAGAGUAUUCUCUUCCAGAUUAUGUGUGGUCUCGAACACAUCCACGACCACAGCUUCUUUCAUCGUGAUAUCAAGCCCGAGAAUAUCUUGGUCUCGACGUCCGCACCCGAUUCAGGAAGCACCUUCAAACGAUAUUCGGCGAUGGUCACACCGCCAUCAACACCACCCUCCUACUCCAUCAAAAUCGCCGAUUUCGGACUUGCACGAGAAACGCAUUCGCGGGUUCCAUACACGACAUAUGUGUCGACGCGAUGGUACCGUGCGCCAGAAGUGCUUUUAAGAGCAGGAGAGUAUUCGGCGCCCGUUGAUAUCUGGGCAGUGGGUGCGAUGGCAGUCGAGAUUGCCACAUUGAAGCCUCUGUUUCCAGGUGGAAACGAAGUCGACCAAGUAUGGAGAGUCUGUGAGAUCAUGGGAAGCCCUGGCAGUUGGGUGAACAAGCACGGACAGAGAGUCGGCGGUGGUGAGUGGAAGGAAGGCAUCAAGCUUGCUCAGAAGUUGGGCUUCUCCUUCCCGAAGAUGGCGCCCCACUCGCUCGAAACUGUGCUGCCUGCACCACAAUGGCCGGCCAGUCUGGCGCACCUCGUAACUUGGUGCCUGAUGUGGGACCCCAAGGUUCGCCCAACAUCAAGACAAGCGCUCGAGCACGAGUUCUUCAAUGAUGCCGUGGAUCCCCUGAGACCUAAGAGCUCAGCCGCUCAGAAGACUUUGGGACGCAAGGCUUCUACCCACAUGAACGCCGGCGAUGACGGACUGCCAUCACUUUCUACGAAGACAUCUUCGUGGUUUAGGAAGUCGCUCGGACCGCGUGACGCCGCAGCACCACCUGUGCCCGAGUACGCACAGAAUUCGUCGCCUCGCCCAACACCAGUGCACGCCGAACCAACGGCCACGCUCAAGCAAGCCCGGCCCAGUGCCACGAAGCGCGCUACAUGGGCAAAUGGCGCCUCGAAUGCCGCACCCAUUCCCAUUCUGCCAUCUAUCCGACCAAUUUCGCCCCUUCCAGAUGCAUCAGUCGCUCAGGCAAGUGUGAGUCGGACCGAGCAAUCAGAAGAACGGUCAGGAAAGAAAAUCGGAAGACAGUUGUCUGUCAAUUCUCAAGGCAACCACUAUGCUGAGAUUCACCGUCAAGAAGCAGAGAGAGCUCUCAACGGCGCCUCUGGUCUCAAAUCACCAUCUGGUAGCCAAAGAGAAAGCUUCUUCUCGCACCUCCGAAAACGUGCGAGACGUUUCUCUGGAAAACCAAGUGGGCCGAACACACCUAGCGCAGAAGACAUCGAAGCAAACGUGGGUUGCGCUCCUUGGGCAUCGACAUCGAACAGACAAUCUAUGCAAGACGUCCAGCCGACCGCACCUGGUGCUGCAAAUGCGUCCGCAGACCCCAACUUCGCUGAGCUCGACCGAGCUCUUCAGAACGUAAGGUAUAGCCUGGAUGCGACGGCAAAUGCGGCGCCGGCACAGCCUAAGGUUCCAGCCAAGAUGGCGAGCAAUCCUGCUUUGAAGAGACACCACUCUCUUCCAUAUGCCAAGGACGACAUGUCAGCUGCCGCCCGCGCAAGACGCUCGGUCAAGGCUGCGCCGAGCAACGUUAGGUACGAAACACCUUGCGAAGAGGACGAGCUCCUGGACGAGGCCCUCAUCUCUGCCCAUCGUGCGGUGAAGCGACUCGACAACGGCGUCACACAGCCAGCGCGACCAUUGCUGCCGCAUGUCACAUCAGAGCCUACAUACAAUGCGCCCUACCUUACCCCAUCACCGUCCAAAGACCAAAUGACGGUCGACUUCGUCACGAAUGAUUACACGCCUACCAAGCCUGUGAACAUUCCUGCCGCUCGUCAACAGGAGAAGGCGGUACAAAACCCUCAAUGGCCCACUCCACCAUAUGAUGACAACGACUGGGCAUCUGGCGUCGCCGCCAGCAUAUAUGCCACACAGGCUGCCUUUCGGUAGUCGAUAUUGACAGUGACCAUGGACUGCAGCGACCUUGACCAACGUAUCUGGCGUCGUAAUGCACCGGUUGCUGCUCUCAAUCUCCUUUGUUUUCUUUUGACUUCAAGCAUAGCAUCGGCGCAGGGCUCUCAUCCUCCUCUGGCUGGCCCCAGCACGGCAUCAUUUAUCAGCAUUAGCAAUGGUAAUUUCUGGAGUUAUGGCACGGAACUGGGGCAAGGCGACAACACUCGCUUGCGAGGACGCGACACGGCGUUUUCAACAUCAAUACUUGUACAGGAUCUUCACUGGAUCAUCAAAAUUUUAUCCGCUCCCAAUGAGCAUAUAUUCCCUUGCAUCAGGAUCAUAUCUGCCUCCGACGACUGGAUCUUACACGGAAUGGACGCGGAGGCAUUGUACAGAAGAGAAUAGGGGACGGAAAGUGAAUGGGGAGGUCAAUCUGUUUUUCUUGUUGUGCGGAUGACAUGUGUUCUCCAGCGCAAUUGUUCAUCGAACACUGCUGAUAUACCCCAUGAGCGAACAUAUCCAUAACGGACGCUUGGUAGACUGUGGCGCUAUGAUAGGGCCCCAAGCGACAUAUGAUUAGGAUAGUAGCAUAUCUGAUCUACCAUUUAUUCCGCAAUUCGCC
Cercospora beticola is the source of this 4113-nucleotide messenger RNA. It is a transcript of the gene IME2, whose product is annotated as protein kinase IME2. Gene Ontology annotation, cellular component: cytoplasm; nucleus. The record is from RefSeq and is a predicted model, not a curated record. Gene Ontology annotation, molecular function: protein serine/threonine kinase activity; ATP binding. Gene Ontology annotation, biological process: protein phosphorylation; intracellular signal transduction. Lineage: Eukaryota; Fungi; Ascomycota; Dothideomycetes; Mycosphaerellales; Mycosphaerellaceae.